AUAUUUCGAAUUUUCGAAAAUCGCAAGUGUUUAGAACUUCGAACAUAAAACAAGUCAACAAACAAAUUUUGACAGCAAAGAACCGAACAAAGAGGAAGAACAAGAGUCUUAUCCAAGCGAGCACAGAAAGAUGCUAACUAAAAUUUUUUUAAAUUGAUUAAUUAAUAUAUAAAAAAUAUAGAUUUUAUUUAUAUUUUUGAAUAACUUCCAUAUUGAAAGCCGCUGUGUGUUUGUGUAAAACGAUUAAAAUAAAAAUUUGUGUAGAAGUUUUUUCACGCAUGCACAGCAUUUCAGACCGACAACAUGGAAUCGACAAAUUCAACGACAACUACUAAUGUUGAAAAGCCUGUUCCAGAUACUGCACCAACAGCAGCAGCAACAAAAGAAACUCCUACAACUGAGGCACCAGUUUUGAAUACAACAAAAGAAGAAACCACAACUCCAACUGAACCAGAAGUGCCAGUUAAAGCAGCGGAACCGGAACCAGCUAAACCAACGGAUGCCAACGAAAGUGCAACUAAAGAAACAAAAACUGAAGAAAAAAAGCCAACAGAUAAUGCAGACGAUGCAGAUGAAUCGAAAUGGCAUACUGUAGGUAUUUUUGAAGGUGUCACAACUGCAGUGGUUAAAGGCUAUAUCGAUAACAAGGUAUGGUCAUCGGCUGGCCAGAAUCUGACAUCAGAUUCAUUGCCUGAUUUAUCGCAAAUGGCACGUAUUAGUUUGGAAUCUGGUACAAGUUAUCGUUUUCGUUUACGCGCCAUUAACAGUUUAGGCAGCAGUGACUGGGGUGAUGAGUGUAAUAUAAAAACAUGUACGCCAGGUUUUCCUGGCGCGCCAUCAGCAAUUAAGAUAUCAAAAUCUGCAGAAGGUGCACAUUUGACUUGGGAACCACCACCACAUGAUGAAGGUGACAAAAUCGUAGAAUAUUCUGUGUAUUUAGCUAUAAAAUCACACAAAGAUGCAAAAACUCAAGCACCACGUUCAACGCAAUUGGUCUUCGUGCGUGUUUAUGUUGGUGAGCCAAAUCAAUGCACCGUGCCACAUGCAUCGUUGGAGGCAGCACAUGUGGAUAGCUCUAAUAAGCCAGCUAAAAUAUUUCGUAUAGCGGCACGUAAUGAAAAAGGUUACGGGCCAGCUACACAGGUCAGGUGGUUACAGGAUCAAACGCCUGGUAGUGGUGGUCACACACCGAAAAAGAAUGCAAAUGGCAGUAAUCAAUCACCUAAGACAGACAGUGGUGUUAUCUCGCCAAGUAAGCGAUUUAAACCAAACAAACCCACUUAAGGAUUUAAAUUAACUAUAUUUGGACAAAUUUCUCGUCAACUAACGAAACACUUUUGAAUGAAAUUUAGUUUAUGGGAAU
This is a messenger RNA of Teleopsis dalmanni, 1363 nucleotides long. RefSeq names its product host cell factor-like. The coding region runs from base 304 to 1284 and encodes 326 amino acids. Gene Ontology annotation, biological process: regulation of DNA-templated transcription; chromatin remodeling. NCBI's taxonomy places the organism in Eukaryota, Metazoa, Arthropoda, Insecta, Diptera, Diopsidae. Gene Ontology annotation, cellular component: histone methyltransferase complex. The record is from RefSeq and is a predicted model, not a curated record. The transcript has a single exon. Gene Ontology annotation, molecular function: transcription coactivator activity; protein binding.